Molecule: messenger RNA, 13609 nt
Organism: Oryctolagus cuniculus (rabbit)
Lineage: Eukaryota; Metazoa; Chordata; Mammalia; Lagomorpha; Leporidae
Source: RefSeq, a predicted model, not a curated record
AAAAGCUGCUAUAAUUCAAAAGUUGUACUUUGGAAAUUUGUGUUUAUUAAAUAAAAGUUAAAAAAAAGUCAUUUUUAAGUUGCAGUCAUGAAGCUGGUGUGGUUCUCUAUCAUUAUUUAUGUUGCUUCUCAGUCAUCUGUCAACUGGAGUGGAUUCUUAUGGGUGUAGACUCCCUAGCAUAAUGGAAUGGCCAUGCUAAAGGAGAAUUAAUCAUUGAUAUUCACAGUAAUAUUUAGAAGAUUUAGUAAAUCAUAAUAUUCAAAUAUUAAAUGUAGAUUUAUAGAUUGAGUGUUUAGGAAUUACUUUUAAUAACUUCUGAAUAUGAUACUGGUAAAUUAAGAAACAUCUCUAACCUCAAAUUUUAACAACUAAAAUAAUGAUAUUUACAUAGCACUUUAAAAACACUGGUAUUUGGAAAUUAAUUUAUCCAUGUAUUUUUGGUAACUACUUUCCAGUGUCUUGAUUUAAAGAGUAAAGUGAUAAUGGUUUAAAAAAUGUGGUUUCAAAUCACUGGUUAUUUGCCAAAAUUAUUUUAGCAGAUCCUCACUGAUUAUCUAAAUUAUGCCUUGUUAUGAUUUGCUGCUUCUGAGGCCCAGAUUCUAUUAGAUUAGUGGGAGGUACUUUUGGAAUGUGUAAUGUACUUCAACAUUUUCUUUUUAUUUGGCUUAAUUAAUCUUAUAAUUAUUUUUAAAUAACUUACAUUAGCUGAUAAAUAUUUAGUUUAGGUAGUUGAGUGGUGUUUCUCUUAAUUCUCUUUAUAAAUGAGAGUUUAGUGUAUCUUCUAGCAUUUUAUACAGAGGAGAGAAAAUUUAAAAUGAUAAUGGAAGAUUGUUUCCCCUUCAGUGAUUUGAGAAUAUAAAUUGAAAGAUCAAAAAUAUUAUAAAAUAAAUGGGCAAACAUAAUCAUUAAAAUAAUUAUUAAGAAAAUAUAAUUAAGUUGAUUUUAAUAAAUCAUUAAGUGAGAGAGGAAUGUGCUUUUUUGUGUACCUGUGACACAUCAGCCUAUUGUUAUCCCAGGUCAGUAGAUAUGAAUACCACAUUUUGCUUAUGGCUAGUCAGCUAAUAAAUAAUAGGAGGGGAGGCGAGGGAGAUGUCAUAUUGAACUGAUACAAUUAGAGAAGCCAGUAACAAAUUUGGAAACAGAUAAAACUAAUGGAUAGUAUACUACUCACACAGUAUUAUAGAUGAUGGUUUUUAUGUAUAAAUAUUUCAGUUUUUGUAGAGGUGGUUCUUUUAUCUUUUGAGGGGUAAGAAAGGACAAUUUAUCUCUUUCUUGGAAUGUGAGGUCAGUUUCAUUGGGUUGCCUUAGGUUUCAUUCAGAAAAGGGAAUGAAUAAUAUCCAAAGUGAGUUAUGAUUUAGGCCCCAGCACACUGAUAAGAAAUUUAUCAGCUGCACAUGUGUGCUAAUGUUUGGAAUAAAAUACUACAUUCAUCUCUGUAUCUGCAUCUACUGUAUUUUCUCGUAGGCUUUAUUUUGUCUUUUCAAGUGUGACAUUGUGUUGUUUAACUUGAACAACAAAUUUACAGGGGAAUAUCUAACACCUCAUUGAGGUACAUGUGACACUGUAACCGUUUUACUCUAAUAUUGUUUUCAAACUCUUAAUUACUAAGUUUCCCAGAAAUGGUUUCUAAAGAGAACUUCAUAAAGUGGAUGGAUCAAUCUUCUUUAGGGGUGAUUAGUAUAAUAAAUGGAGAAUAAACGUGGAAUGUGUGCACUCGAAUUCAUCUAUCUAGUUUCCUAUUUCUUGAUGUGGAGUUUUUUGUUAAAUCCUUGUUAAAAUUCAGACAAGGCAAAUUGAGUUUCUAAGUCUAAGAUGUGUUAAAAGCUGAAGUUUUAUAUUGAUAAUAAGUUUUGCAUUUAGUCUGAAGUGGAAGAGCUUGCUAUGUCUUGCUCAGUUCUGGUCUGUGUAUUCAUUCUGCAACCCCAUGCUGGCAUUCUCUCUCCUUGUGUGGAGAGAAUGAUCACUGUCAGAAUGCUUAACACGAAAGAAGUCUUUGGAGCUACACUGAGUAGAAAAUUGCUACUGAGGUGUGUUUCAUUUUUCGGUGUUUGUAUUUUGCUGUGGCACAAUCAUUGACAAUAAUACAAGAGAUAUGUAAAACAGAUGAGAAAUACGAGUAUUGGGGAAUCUAAGAAGGCAUGGUCGGUCAUCUUUUGUUGUGUUUCAUUAAGCUUUAAUACGAGACAUUAGAACCUGUGUGUGAAUUAAUGAGAACCACUGGGGUGCUGAGGAUUCAGAGUCCAUAAAACUAAAGUCUCUUCCUCUGUGUAAGAGAAGCACCAUGUAUUAGGUCAGAAUUUCUUGAACUUACUCUUGACAAGAACACUGGAGCCUGUGAAUGAUGAUUGUUUUUGUUGUUACUAAGUGAUGCCGGUGACGGGAAAUAGUGGUUUCAAGUAUACAUUCAAUCAGCAACAAUGGCAGACCUGUUGAACAUGUUGUUUUCUAGCCUGGAAAAUUGUAUUUUCACAUUGUUCUUUGGAGUAUCUUCAUUGUAAAAUCACAACAUUUGUUGGGAUUUAGUGCUUAUGGUUUAGUGAGCCCAGAGUCAUAAGUUCUGUGUCUGGUUAUUGCUGUAUUGUAUGGUAGUAAUUCUAAAAAUUAUUUAUAAUAAAGGGGAGAACACUGGAGAAAAGAUCUGUCUGUUUAUAGCUCCUACUUUUACAAUAAGAGAACACUGUUGGGAGCUCUAGAGUAGUUUCAGUAGUUCAGUAGUUGAGAUAUUCCACCUUCUCCAUCCCCCAACAUCCUGUUUCAUCACAAAUAUUUAUCAUUUUAUUCAUCGGUUCUCCACCCACCUUGUGGGCUGUUGUGGUUGCUGUCACCCAGCCAAGAGGCUGGGGAAUGCCUAUCCACAAGCAGCACAGGGUGUCUGGCCGGGGUGCUCAGAAGGUCCUGAGUGUUGUGGCGUUGAAAUAGAGAGUAAACCUGUUCGCAUAGUUGCCAGAUUCAUCAGCAGCAGGCAUGCUGUUGCUAGUCAUAAUGAAAAUACACAGUCUGUGGUAAGAAAAAACUGAAGUGUACAGUAUUUUGAAGAUAGGAUUCUGAGGUGGUCUGGAAAUGUCAAGAAAAAAAAAAGAAGAAAAAUUACUAUCUAAAGAAAAUUAUUGUUUAAAGAAGCCCAUUUAUUUAAGUGAUUGAUUGAUAGUUUUCAAGAAGUUUGGUUUGCCUGAGAACUUAAUAUAAUAAUAAUUAACUGCUCACUUAAAGUAUUUGAUGAAAUACAAAAUACAGUGUGAUAUAUGAAGAACAGUAGCAUGACAAAGUAUACUAUGGCACACUCAACUUGUUGUAGAUGGGAUGGACAUCUUUUAAAAGUACUGGCUAGAAAUUUUGUAGUCUGGGGUUAUGAGUUUGGGGACAGAAAACCACAUAGGUGAGGUGCCUGUGUUGUUGCAUUCUGUUGGGGGACAUAUCACACUAACAUGUUUGGUGGCGUUAUCCUUGAUAGCUCGGGUAAGAUAGAAUCUGCUAGGUUUUUCCACUGGAAGUGCUACAUUUCGCUUUCUGGAUUCUAUUCUUUGUAAGUCAGUCUCCACUUCAGGGGAGAAGAAGUUUGUUUUUAUCUCUUGAAGGGAAGGGAUGUCUAUAUUUGACUGACUGAUUUUACUAUGGACUCAUGGGUAUUUUAUUCUUUAAGUGAUCAGUGCGCUCAGUUAAUUUUCCUUCCCAUGAUCUGUUUCUACAUCUUUACAUCUUAUUGUGCUGAGUACAGCGGUAUUAGGUUUUAUUACCACCUGUUUGCUUCUCCCAUUUCCCAAACAGAUAGAUUCAGUUUUGCAGUACUGGCUAACCUUAAGGUCAUUUUCAUAGACACAUUUUGAUGAUGCACUGUGGGAGGAGAAAUCAUAACGCAAAACUUCUUGUCAGCAGAUUGGCGAAUUUACCUGAGAAAUUGAGACUCAAGAUUAUGAGACUGUGUGACUAGGACCGAAAGCAGAUUUCCAGGUGGAAUCUUUGAAGUUUUUAAAAGAUGAUGAUAAUCAGAUCUACUUGAAAAAUUAACUGAAUUGAUUUGGUUGGAAUACUUUUUUGUUUGUUAAUCGAUUCUUUAACAUUCAGCCACUAGUAAUGAUUUGAGGUCAUCAAAACCUGUGAUAGAUGCCUGCUAAUGAACGUAUUUAUUCCCAGAAGUUGUGCACAAGUUUCUACGGGAGAGUUGGCGUCUUGCAAAGCAGACAGUUGUGAUGCACUGUUCUAAUAUGAAGAUAACAGGAAGCGUCAGGACAAUCAUGCCCUUGAGAACUUUAAACUCUUCAGGUCAUUUUGUCUUAGUGAAACUGGUGAUUGAACUUUGCUGUAGUUGAUGGGCAAAAUUUCUCCUAGACUAUCCAUCAUCCCAAUUUCGUUUUAGUAGAAAAUAUUCAAAUGCCAUAAGAUAUCUUUAUAUAUUUGCACUUAACCUUUGGAUGGACAUUUCUGCAAUGGAGAGAACUGUGUUAUAGCCCUGGUCCAAGGACAUCACCAUCUAAUGCCCACUGACUACAGCGUGGGCAUACAAGUUUCCAAAGAGAAGGAGCAAUCACUGAAUUUGCAGAUACCCUGGAACAUGGAAGCAGCCAAGCUUUAAAAAAGCACAGCUUUGGAGACACUCCAUGAGUCUGCACGGCUUUCAAGCAAACUAGCACUUAAGACCUUGCAUCACAAAAUGGACACUGGGGACACAGCUCUAGGACAAAACGCUACCUCAAGGUCUGGAGAAACUGAUAAAGCAUCAGGUAGAUGGAGACAGGAACCAUCAGCUGUAAUUAAGAUGAGCACUUUCGGCAGUCAAGAAGGACAGCGGCAACCACAAAUAGACCCUGAGCAAAUUGGAAACACAGCAUCAGCACAACUGUUUGGUUCUGGGAAGCUAGCCUCAGCUGGAGAAGGGGUGCAGCAAGUCGCAGAGAAGCAGUACCCACCGCCCCGCCCCAGUCCUUAUGCAUGCCAACAUUCACUCUCUUUCCCGCAGCACUCAUUGCCACAGGGGGUCCUGCACAGCAACAAGCCCCAUCAGAGCCUCGAAGGCCCUCCGUGGCUCUUCCCUGGCCCUUUGCCAUCUGUCGCCUCCGAGGACUUAUUUCCCUUUCCUAUCCAUGGCCACAGUGGUGGUUAUCCUAGAAAAAAGCUUUCAAGUCUGAACCCUGCUUAUAGCCAAUACUCCCAGAAAAGUAUCGAACAGGCAGAAGAUGCUCACAAGAAAGAGCACAAACCCAAAAAGCCCGGCAAAUACAUUUGCCCUUACUGCAGCAGGGCGUGUGCCAAACCAAGCGUACUGAAAAAACACAUCAGGUCCCAUACUGGGGAGAGGCCAUAUCCAUGUAUACCUUGUGGUUUCUCUUUCAAGACAAAGAGCAAUUUGUACAAGCACAGGAAGUCACAUGCCCAUGCAAUUAAGGCAGGAUUAGUACCUUUCACAGAGUCAGCUGUAUCUAAAUUGGACCUGGAGGCUGGUUUUAUUGAUGUAGAAGCAGAAAUACAUUCAGAUGGUGAACAGAGUACAGACACAGAUGAGGAGAGUUCUUUGUUUGCCGAAGCUUCUGAGAAAAUGAGCCCCGGCCCACCCAUCCCGCUGGACAUCGCCAGCAGAGGCGGCUAUCAUGGGUCCUUGGAAGAAUCGUUGGGAGGUCCAAUGAAGGUGCCGAUUUUGAUUAUCCCCAAAAGCGGGAUCCCUCUACCGAAUGAGAGCUCUCAGUAUAUUGGCUCUGAUACGCUUCCAAAUCCGUCCUUAAAUACGAAGGCUGAUGACUCUCACACGGUUAAACAGAAACUUGCACUAAGACUGUCGGAGAAAAAAGGACAUGAUUCUGAGCCCUCUCUCAACCUUCUGAGCCCGCACAGUAAAGGAAGCACUGAUUCUGGUUACUUUUCUCGCUCAGAAAGUGCAGAGCAGCAAAUAAGCCCCCCCAACACAAAUGCAAAGUCUUACGAAGAAAUCAUCUUUGGAAAAUACUGUCGGCUUAGCCCGAGAAAUGCACUCAGUGUUACACCCCCGAGUCAGGAGCGUGCCAGCAUGGGCAGGAAGGGCCUGAUGGAACCAUUACCUCAUGUCAACACCAGGUUAGACAUCCAGGUGUUUGAGGAUCCCGUCUCACAGCUGAUCCCCAGCAAGGGAGACGUUGACCCCAGUCAGACGAGUGUGCUGAAAUCCGCUAAGUUCAACAGUGAGUCCAGACAGCCCCAGACGAUUCCAUCAUCUGUCAGGAAUGAAGAAAAGCUUUACCCGGGACAUUUCCAAGGCAGCAACCCAGUUCUCUUAGAAGCUCCUGUAGACGCUUCACCCCUUAUUAGAAGCAAUUCAAUGCCAACUUCUUCGGCAACUAAUUUAAGUAUUCCUCCUUCCUUGAGAGGGAGCCAUUCCUUUGAUGAAAGGAUGGCGGGCUCUGACGACGUGUUCUAUCCUGGCACCGUGGGCAUCCCCCCUCAGCGCAUGUUAAGACGACAAGCAGCGUUCGAGUUGCCUUCGGUACAGGAAGGGCACGUGGAGGUGGAGCACCAUGGCGGCAGGAUGUCCAAGAGUGUCACUGGCUCAUCCUUGAAGGAGAAGAAAUUGGCUCCUGGGGAUAGGGUUGGGUAUGACUAUGAUGUCUGCCGGAAACUCUACAAGAAGUGGGAAGACUCGGAGACACCAAAGCAAAGUUACAGGGACAUUUCCAGCUUAAGUUCUUUAAAACACGGUGGAGAAUACUUCAUGGAUCCCAUGGUACCACUGCAGGGUGUGCCAACCAUGUUUGGGACCACGUGUGAAAAUAGAAAACGCCGGAAAGAGAAGAGCGUGGGAGAUGAAGAGGACACCCCCAUGAUUUGUAGCAGUGUUGUGAGCACUCCUGUGGCCAUGAUGACUUCAGAUUAUGACCCCAAGUUGCAGAUGCAGGAAGGAGUAAGAAGUGGAUUUGCCCUGGCUGGGCACGAGAACCCUUGCCAUGGUCACCCUGAGCGUUUUGACCUGUGUCGGCCCCCGCUGCAGUCUGGAAGUCCAUCUCUUGGGUCAGAAGAGUCACCGUCAGCCACAGAUUCAGACAAGGUGUCAGACGUAGGGGGCAGGAAACCCCCUGGAAAUGUGAUUUCUGUGAUCCAGCACACAAAUUCCCUAAGCCGACCCAAUUCAUUUGAAAGGUCCGAGUCAGCCGAGCUGGUGGCUUCCACACAGGAUAAAGCCCCUUCACCUUCUGAGACUGGUGACAGCGAGGUUUCUGAAGCUCCCGUGAGUCCAGAGUGGGCUGCAGCCGGAGACGGUGCAGACGGUGCGGGGAAGCCUUCGCAGGUCCCGCAGGUGCAGCAGCAGUCCUACCACGCGCAGCCCAGGUUGGUCCGCCAGCACAACAUUCAGGUUCCGGAGAUUCGAGUGACGGAGGAGCCCGAUAAACCUGAGAAGGAGAAAGAAGCCCAGAGUAAAGAGCCAGAGAAGCCUGUGGAGGAAUUCCAGUGGCCCCAGAGGAGCGAGACCCUCUCCCAGCUCCCCGCUGAGAAGCUGCCGCCCAAAAAGAAGCGUUUGCGACUCGCAGACAUGGAGCACUCCUCAGGGGAGUCCAGCUUCGAAUCCACAGGCACAGGCCUCUCUCGCAGCCCCAGCCAAGAAAGCAACCUGUCCCACAGCUCCAGUUUCUCGAUGUCUUUCGAAAGAGAAGAAACCGUUAAGCUCACAGCGCCUCCUAAGCAGGAUGAGUUCGGGAAGCAUUCAGAGUUUCUGACCGUCCCUGCUGGUUCCUACUCGCUGUCUGUUCCAGGCCACCACCACCAAAAGGAAAUGCGGCGCUGCUCAUCAGAGCAGAUGCCUUGUCCUCACCCAACGGAGGUCCCAGAAAUUCGCAGCAAAUCGUUUGAUUAUGGGAAUCUGUCCCACGCUCCUGUGGCCGGAGCUCCGGCCUCAGUGUUGUCGCCGUCCCGGGAGAGAAAGAAAUGCUUUCUGGUGCGCCAGGCCUCUUUCAGCGGCUCCCCAGAAAUCGCCCAGGGCGAGAGUGGCGUGGACCCCAGCGUGAAGCAGGAACAGAUGGAACAGCUGCAGGCCGGCCUCAGGGCCACAUGGCACCAUGGCCCGUCCUCUGGGCUCCCUCCUCUUCCAGGGGAUGACCCAGGAAAGCAGGUGGUGGCUCCUUGUGCUCAGUUGAGCUCCGGGCCACACCACCUCGCCCAGCAGCAGAUCAUGCACAUGGACAGUCAGGAAUCUCUGAGAAAUUCUCUGAUACAACCAAUGUCCUAUAUGACAAGCAAGCACUUACCUGAGCAGCCUCCCUUGUUUCCACAUCAAGAGACUAUUCCAUUUUCUCCCAUCCAGAAUGCCUUGUUUCAGUUUCAGUAUCCCACCGUGUGUAUGGUUCAUUUACCUGCUCAGCAGCCUCCCUGGUGGCAGGCACAUUUCCCACCUCCGUUUGCCCCACACCCUCAGAAGAGCUACAGCAAGCCCUCUUUCCAGACAGAAAUUCAUUCUAGCUAUCCCCUAGAGCACAUCGCCGAGCACACGGGAAAGAAAUCUGCUGAUUAUGCACCCACAAAAGAGCAAACUUACCCGUGUUAUUCGGGAACAUCAGGGCUACACUCAAAGAACCUUCCUCCAAAAUUUCCACCGGACCCGAGUGGUAAGUCAACUGAAACUCCCUCUGAGCAGGUUCUUCAAGAAGAUUUUGCCUUGGCAAAUGCUGGGCCUUUGCAAUCCUUACCGGGAACGGUGGUGCCCGUUCGGAUCCAGACACACGUUCCGUCCUAUGGAAGUGUCAUGUACACAAGCAUUUCUCAGAUACUUGGGCAGAACAGUCCUGCCAUUGUCAUAUGCAAGGUCGAUGAGAAUAUGACUCAAAGAACACUGGUAACCAAUGCAGCCAUGCAAGGAAUAGGUUUUAACAUUGCCCAGGUGCUGGGGCAGCAUGCAAGCUUGGAAAAAUACCCGAUUUGGAAAGUACCUCAGACCUUACCCCUUGGCUUAGAAUCCUCCAUCCCCUUAUGUUUACCGUCCACCUCAGACAGCGCUGCCACCCUUGGAGGUAGCAAGCGAAUGCUUUCUCCAGCCAGCAGCUUGGAGCUCUUCAUGGAAACCAAGCAGCAGAAGAGGGUCAAAGAAGAAAAGAUGUAUGGACAAAUCGUGGAGGAACUGAGUGCCGUGGAGCUAACCAACUCAGACAUCAAAAAGGACCUCUCCCGCCCCCAGAAACCCCAGCUGGUUCGACAAGGAUGUGCCUCUGAGCCAAAGGAUGGCUUGCAGUCGGGGUCAUCUUCCUUCUCCUCCCUGUCGCCCUCCUCGUCUCAAGACCAUCCAGCUGUCAGUGCACCCUCCAGGGAGCCAUUCCCACCCAGCAGGGAGAUGCUUCCGGGUUCCAGGGCAGCCGCUGUGGGGCGUAAGUGCAGUGGACCUUCAGAUAGCAGAGAGUCCUCCGAUGAGUUAGAUAUCGAUGAGACAGCAUCGGACAUGAGCAUGAGCCCUCAGGGCUCGUCCUUGCCCGCAGGAGAUGGUCAGCAGGAAGAGGAGGGGAAGGGCUCGAAGCUGCCCAUUGGCAUGCUGGUCCACAUGGCCUCUGGUCCCAGUGGCAACAUGGCCAACUCCACUCUUCUUUUCACGGACGUGGCAGAUUUCCAGCAGAUUCUUCAGUUCCCCAGUCUGCGGACAACAACUACUGUGAGCUGGUGCUUCUUGAAUUAUACAAAACCCAACUUUGUGCAGCAGGCCACCUUCAAAUCCUCGGUUUAUGCUUCAUGGUGCAUUAGUUCCUGUAACCCAAACCCAUCGGGAUUGAACACCAAGACCACUCUGGCUCUUCUGAGGUCCAAGCAAAAAAUCACCACAGAAAUUUAUACCCUGGCUGCCAUGCAUCGGCCGGGAACGGGCAAGCUGACUUCAUCAAGUGCUUGGAAACAGUUUUCUCAGAUGAAACCUGAUACAGCCUUUUUAUUUGGCAGCAAACUAGAAAGGAAACUAGUGGGAAGUAUCUUAAAGGAAAGAGGGAAAGGAGAUAUGCAUGGAGAUAAGGAUAUUGGAUCCAAACAAACUGAGCCAAUCCGAAUUAAAAUCUUUGAAGGAGGGUAUAAAUCAAAUGAAGAUUAUGUAUAUGUCAGAGGACGUGGACGUGGAAAGUAUAUUUGUGAAGAAUGUGGGAUUCGCUGCAAGAAGCCAAGCAUGCUGAAAAAACACAUCCGCACUCAUACUGAUGUUCGGCCUUAUGUAUGCAAGUUAUGCAAUUUUGCCUUCAAAACGAAAGGAAACCUAACAAAGCAUAUGAAGUCGAAGGCACACAUGAAAAAAUGCCUGGAGUUGGGAGUCUCAAUGACAUCUGUGGAAGAUACAGAAACUGAAGAAGCAGAAAAUAUGGAGGAUUUGCACAAGGCAGCUGAGAAGCAUAGCAUGUCCAGCAUUUCAACUGAUCAUCAGUUCUCAGAUGCUGAGGAAUCAGAUGGUGAGGAUGGAGAUGAUAAUGAUGAUGAUGAUGAAGAUGAUGAUGACUUUGAUGACCAAGGAGAUUUGACUCCAAAAACGAGAUCAAGAAGCACUAGUCCUCAGCCUCCGAGAUUCUCCUCCUUGCCUGUGAAUGUUGGUGCCGUGGCCCAUGGAGUUCCUUCAGAUAAUUCCCUGGGGCAUUCUUCAUUGAUCAGUUAUUUGGUUACUUUGCCAAGUAUUCAAGUGACUCAGCUUAUGACACCCAGUGACUCAUGUGAAGAUACUCAGAUGACAGAAUACCAGAGGCUGUUUCAGAGCAAAAGUACAGACUCGGAACCAGACAAGGACAGGUUAGACAUCCCUAGUGGUAUGGACGAGGAGGGCAUGCUGUCUUCAGAGCCAAGCUCCUCUCCAAGGGACUUCUCACCCUCAAGUCGCCAUUCCUCACCAGGAUAUGACUCGUCACCCUGUCGAGAUAAUUCACCAAAGAGGUAUCUGAUACCCAAGGGAGAUUUAUCACCUAGGAGACAUUUAUCCCCGAGGAGAGAGCUGUCACCCAUGAGGCAUCUUUCACCAAGAAAAGAAGCUGCAUUGAGAAGAGAGAUGUCCCAGAGAGAUAUUUCACCAAGAAGGCAUUUGUCCCCAAGGAGGCCAGUGUCUCCUGGGAAAGACAUCACGGCAAGAAGAGACCUGUCUCCUAGAAGAGAGAGGAGAUACCUGACUACCAUAAGAGCACCAUCUCCCAGAAGGGCUUUAUACCAUAACCCGCCAUUGUCCAUGGGGCAGUAUUUGCAAGCAGAGCCAAUUGUACUGGGGCCUCCCAAUCUAAGAAGAGGAUUACCUCAGGUUCCUUACUUCAGUCUCUAUGGAGACCAAGAAGGUGCUUAUGAACAUCAAGGCUCCAGCCUUUUCCCUGAGGGUCCUAAUGACUAUGUCUUCAGUCAUCUUCCACUUCACUCUCAGCAACAAGUGCGAGCUCCUAUCCCCAUGGUGCCAGUUGGUGGGAUCCAAAUGGUUCACUCCAUGCCGCCGGCCCUUUCUGGUUUACAUCCUCCACCCACAUUGCCUCUGCCAGUGGAGGGCUCUGAGGAAAAGAGAGCAGCUCCAGGGGAGUCCUUCUCAAAGGAUCCCUAUGUGCUUUCCAAAGGGCAUGAGAAGCGAGCGCCUCACGUGUUACAGUCUUCUGGUCUACCGAGCACUCCCUCCUCUCCUCGUCUACUGAUGAAACAGAGCACUUCGGAAGACAGCCUGAAUGCCACAGAGAGGGAACAAGAGGAGAAUAUACAGACUUGCACAAAAGCCAUUGCCUCUCUCCGGAUUGCCACAGAAGAGGCAGCUCUGCUUGGGGCAGAUCAGCCAGCACGGGUGCAGGAGCCCCUCCAGAAACCCUCAGAAAGUGCACACGUUAGCAUUAGACACUUUAGUGGACCUGAGCCAGGUCAGCCCUGUACCUCAGCUCCGCACCCUGACUUGCAUGAUGGUGAAAAGGACACUUUUGGGACAUCACAGACUGCGUUAGCUCACUCCACAUUUUACGGCAAGAGUUGUGUGGACGAGAAACAGUCGGACUUCCACAGCAGUAAGGGGUUGUCUUCAAGCACAGAGGAGGGAAAAGAACCUUCAUCAGAGAAAAGCCCGCUUCAUUGAUCUGAGAUGCAUGGGAACUUUCAUUUCCACCUUUCCCCAUUUUUUUGUUUAUGUUUUUCUAGAGGUAGAGGUAAUCAACUUUGUAGCAUGCCUGUCCUAAGUUACAGUAGUUUGCUGUUAUAUAUACUUUUGUUAUAUCAAAAGAAUUAGGUAAAUUAACAAGUCAUCUUGAGCCUGACCAAAACAAAAUUUGAAAUUAACCUAUUGGGUCUGGUACUUUUAAAAUUGUACAGAUGUCUGUGCCUUUUCUUUACUUUGCUUAUAUUCUUAUAAGCAUUUUUUAGCAGUAAUUUGUACAUAUUUUAGAAUUUGUGUAUCUGCUUUGUAAUAAAUGUAAUUUCUUUCCUUUUUUGGACACUUGGAUCUAAAUGAUGUAAAGCAAAACAGCAUCAAUAUAUAUGUGAGGUUGCACUAAAACAUAUUUUUAUAUGAUUAAAACUGAACAGCUUUUAUGUACAGCUCUGAUUCUGUAAUACUAAUAUUUAUUUACUUUGUUUCAUAAAUUGUACAUUUUUUCUUAAUGUUGUGGAUUGCUUUUCUAUGUGAAGCAUGGGAUUUACUGUUGCGUAACUAGAACAAAAAUGUACAUUGUAAACAAGAUAUUUAAACUAGAGUAUCUUAUUCUGCACUUAUGCAUUAGUUAAAAAAAAGAUAAAGGGUGUAUCAGUCAGUUCUUAACUCUUGUAAAUUUUUUUGUCUCUUGUUUGCUGGAUUGACCAUAACUUAAGUGCUGAUUGUGAUUUUAAACUGAUAGUACCGUAAAGCAUUAAAGUAAACAACGUGCUAUUGUGAGUUUUUUCAAAGCUUUAUAAAUCAGUUAUAAAUAAUAUUAAAAGUAUUUGGUCUUAUGUGAACAUGUUGAUCUAUAUACUCAUCUAAAAAUAUGGGAAAACAUUCCACCCCAUGUAAAUAUGUACAAGUGCAUCACUGGUACAAUUUUAUGUAACUCAGUUGGACACUAGGUUGCCACAGACCUAUGCUAGGGUGUCUUUAAAAAUUAAAGUGACAAAGCACAUGGGACUGUGUAGAGCUUGGUUAUCGGCCGGCCCGGUGGCUUGGCCGGCAGUGCUGGGCGCUGCCGGUGGAGGAGACCUGGGCUUAGAAGGCUCCUUGGUUCUUGCUGCACAGGAUGGUGACUGGAACCAAGUCUCCACAGAGGGGUUGUGCGUGGACUGAGGGUUGGGUGUGGAAGCAGAGAAGGGGGAUGGAGAUCGGCUCCCCAGCUCUUCCCGACAGCCCAUCCACAAGGUAACAGGGUUAACAUCAGCACUGGGGGUGUCACCUUCUCCUUCUGAACGAGGGAAGUGUGUCACACUCCUGGCUGUCUCAGGGGGAACUGGGAAAAGAAGCCUUCCAGGGAGAAGAACUCGUGGGAGGACGAUGAUGUUUGUAACGCUCCGGAUGGCUGUUGGUUGGUGUUGAACGCGGGAAGAGCCUGUGUAGGUCCAGAAGAGCAGAGAGGGAGGGGGACAAGGGCAUGUGCACAUGCACACACACACAAUCUGGGUUAUCUUUGUGCUAUAUGGUGGAUUCUAAUUCUGUGAAACCAAGUUUGUAUAUUGAAUUACAUUAAGGAGUGUUCUUUAAAAAGAGAAAUAAAUAUACAAUUACAUGCG